CCAGGUUCAGCGCGGUCAGCACGAUGACUGAUGGGGACUAUGAUUACCUGAUCAAGCUCCUGGCUCUGGGGGACUCUGGAGUAGGGAAGACAACGUUUCUAUACAGGUACACAGACAACAAGUUCAAUCCCAAGUUCAUCACCACGGUGGGAAUAGACUUCAGGGAAAAGAGAGUGGUGUACACAGCGUCGGGCCCCAAUGGAACCACAGGGAAGACUUUUAAAGUUCACCUCCAGCUCUGGGAUACGGCUGGACAGGAGAGGUUCCGGAGUCUAACCACAGCCUUCUUCAGAGAUGCCAUGGGCUUCCUGCUCAUGUUUGACCUCACCAGCCAACAGAGCUUUCUCAACGUCCGCAACUGGAUGAGCCAGCUGCAGGCCAAUGCGUACUGUGAGAACCCAGACAUUGUGUUGGUGGGCAACAAGGCAGACCUGGCGGACCAGAGAGAGGUGCAGGAGAAGCACGCUAAGGAACUAGCCGACAAGUACGGGAUCCCGUACUUUGAGACGUCGGCAGCGACGGGGUCUGAGGUGGACAAGGCGGUCAUCACUCUGCUAGACCUGGUCAUGAAGAGGAUGGAGCAGUGUGUCGACAAGCCCACCGCCGAUCCCGCCAACGGGGGAGGAGCCACCAAGCUGGAGGACGCUGCGCCUGACCAGAAGAAGUGUGCAUGCUAGACCUCUAGCCUCUUCCACGUCCCCUUCUCCCUACUCUGGUUGGUCCUCUAGUGCGCCCUCUGGUGGCCAGACGCAGAAGGGCAGCAGCGUGGCCACAGCAUGAUGUGUGAGGGGGCAGCUCAGUCAGCCACACUGCAAUGGGGGUUGUGGUUCUGGCCUUGCAUGGCCUGUGUGUACUGUGCUGGGCCUGGCUAUGUGUCUCUCCUGCCUGUCCUGUGUUGUGUUGUAUUGUGUCCCAAUUGUCACCCUGUUCCCUUACAUAGGGCAUUACAUUUGACCAGAGCCUAUAAGGUGUGCACUAUGUACAUUGCCUUGGACAUAAUGGACAAGACAGCGGGACGAGCCGAGUUCAUUAUCUCCUCGGUAAUGUACAGAACGGAGGCGUUUAUCCCGCUUAUACCACAGUUGCCAAAGAAAACAAUACUAAAGCACACAUUUUCUGGUGGAAAUGUUUUCAUAGAUAUUUUUUUUUGAAUGGAUUAAAAGUCAAAUUAAUACUUUUUCCAUCCUCCCAUGAAACCUGAUUUGUUAGUCCGUUGCCAGAGAUACGACUCUGUUGCUCAUUCGUUCUGUUCUAUGGACGUUUUUAUUCGGUUGCCAUGCUGACUUGCUUGCUAGCUAGUGAACUAUUUUUUUUUUAACACAAAAUCACAUCAACCCUCUGCAGCCAGAAUACCGGUAUAGUAGCUGUGUUUGCUGUUUUCUAGUGACAAUUCAUUUGGAUAACAUCCAUAACAAUGAGCUGAUGAUGACGAUGAUGAUGAGGAUGAGGAAGAGCGAUUUUGGCAUUGAAUAGUUUGCGUUCGCGUCAGGACACAGUUCGUUAUGAGGAGAGCGCAUUGCAUAGUUACAUUUUGAGUCAUUUGGCAGACAGUCUUGCUCAAGGGCACAUUGUUCACCUAGUCCGCUCGGGGAUUGGAACCAGCGACCUUUCGGUUAACUUCUAGGCUAGCUGCCGCCCUUAUCGAACACGGCAAACACUAGGCUUGAACGUAGCUAAACAGUUUGUUGCUAGCAAACAUGCCAAUGUGACCAAUCGAAUUUAACAAUAUCAGUUGCUGAAAACAGCUGUUAAAAAUAGAAAAGUGGGCGGGUUUGACAGCAUAGCUCCACUUGCUUCAUGAUUGCAACAUUGAAGGCCCGGGAAAAAUGUAUGUUCAUCACUCACCACGUUAGGUUCAUCAGAGGUCUCUGCGAAAAAGAAAAUAAAUGAAUGCUAGCUAGCUAGUUAGCUAUGUUUUUCCUUGUUGGACCUGCGUUUACAAUGUAUCCAAUAUCGGUUUGUGUGGUUGUUGGUUUAUCUUUCUGUAACUACAGUCUGCUUGUGUAGUGCUUUAUAAUGCGUCAUGAUCAGGUAGGUAUCCCAUAUAUAUCUGUCCCAGAGACAUCUGUCUUCUAUAUUUGGUUUUAAUGCCCAUUCUAGAAUGCCCUUCUAGCCAAUCAGAAACGAGUAUUCAACAAUGCUGUGGUAUAAAUAGGGAAUAGGUUGCCAUUUGGGACGAAAGCCUGGCCUAUCGGAGGCCUAUGUUUUAUAAAACUUUAUAUCCUCAUGUUGUUUACAAGUAUUUGUCCAAUCUAAUCUCCUGCCUUGGCUUCUAAGGUCCCAUCCAUACAGUACCAAUAUUAAAAUCGAAUCUACUGCCUUGGCUUCUAAGGCCCCAUCCAUACAGUACCAAUAUUAAAAUCUAAUCUCCUGCCUUGGCUUCUAAGGCCCCAUCCAUACAGUACCAAUAUUAACAUCUAAUCUACUGCCUUGGCUUCUAAGGCCCCAUCCAUACAGUACCAAUAUUAAAAUCUAAUCUCCUGCCUUGGCUUCUAAGGCCCCAUCCAUACAGUACCAAUAUUAAAAUCUAAUCUCCUGCCUUGGCUUCUAAGGCCCCAUCCAUACAGUACCAAUAUUAAAAUCUAAUCUACUGCCUUGGCUUCUAAGGCCCCAUCCAUACAGUACCAAUAUUAAAAUCUAAUCUCCUGCCUUGGCUUCUAAGGUCCCAUCCAUACGGUACCAAUAUUAACAUUAUAAAGCAUUUAUAUAUGAUUUUUAAAUUUAAAGUAGAGCUGUAUGUUUAUUAACUUUCUUUUGUUUUAGAUCAGAUUGUUAUUAUUAUUAUUACAGUAAAUCUAAUCCGUUAGAUCACGGUUCAACACACAUUAAAUUUAGGUAAAGUAAAAUUAAAUUUACAGUAAAUGUGAUCCCCCAUUUAACAGUACUGUUUGACAACCGCCGUGUAUAGCUAAAUGUGCAUAAAAGACAGUAAGGUAUGAUCAACUUUAUGAUAUUAUAAUAUCACUCAGUCAAGACUGAUAUAAUAUUACUGUCAGGAAAAUACAUCGUCAAGCUGUAAAUAUCUCAUUGAUGAUAACUGCUGUCUGUCUGUCUGUCUGUCUCUGUCUGUCUCUGUCUGUCUGUCUGUCUGUCUGUCUGUCUGUCUCUGUCUGUCUCUGUCUGUGUCUGUCUGUCUGUCUGUCUGUCUGUCUGUCUGUCUGUCUGUCUGUCUGUCUGUCUGUCUGUCUGUCUGUCUGUCUGUCUGUCUGUCUGUCUGUCUCUGUCUGUCUGUCUGUGUCUGUCUGUCUGUCUCUGUCUGUCUGUCUGUCUCUGUCUGUCUGUCUCUGUCUGUCUCUGUCUGUCUGUCUCUGUCUGACUCUGUCUGACUCUGUCUGUCUGACUCUGUCUGUCUGACUCUGUCUGUGCCAAAAUUAACUGGUCACAUACACAUAUUUUGCCUAUAUUAUUUUGGGUGUAGCGAAAUGCUUGUGUUCCUAGCUCCAACAGUGCAGUAAUAUCUAACCAGGUCAGGGGUGUCUGUCUGUCUGUGGCCUUUUGACAUCCCUAGCGACUAAUCUCGUGUGACAGACUUUAACAUCAAAUCUAGCUACAGUAGUUGGCUAGUGCACGCAAUAUGUAGUUCUGUGUUCCGUGAGGAUGUUGCUAUGGAAUGUAGUUCUGUGUUCCGUGAGGAUGUUGCUAUGGAAUGUAGUUCUGUGUUCCGUGAGGAUGUUGCUAUGGAAUGUAGUUCUGUGUUCCGUGAGGAUGUUGCUAUGGAAUGUAGUUCUGUGUUCCGUGAGGAUGUUGCUAUGGAAUGUAGUUCUGUGUUCCGUGAGGAUGUCGCUAUGGAAUGUAGUUCUGUGUUCCGUGAGGAUGUCGCUAUGGAAUGUAGUUCUGUGUUCCGUGAGGAUGUUGCUAUGGAAUGUAGUUCUGUGUUCCGUGAGGAUGUUGCUAUGGAAUGUAGUUCUGUGUUCCGUGAGGAUGUUGCUAUGGAAUGUAGUUCUGUGUUCCGUGAGGAUGUUGCUAUGGAAUGUAGUUCUGUGUUUCCCGUGAGGAUGUUGCUAUGGAAUGUAGUUCUGUGUUCCGUGAGGAUGUCGCUAUGGAAUGUAGCAUGGCCACAUCUACCAGCUUUUACAGGAGAUUGCUCCACUUCGCACGGCCUGGCGAGCGACAACACAAGUGUUCGACAACCAUUGCUCCCCACCCCCCACCACUUCUUACACCUGAAUGUAACAUCCUCAACUUUUCUAUAACACAAUAAUAACAUGAUGGUACAUAGGGACCAAGACAGACAGGCAGUCCGUGUUAACAACUAGUAUUGUGUUUAAGACAAGACAAAAGUCCAUAAUGUAGUAUAUGUUCUGUAUAUAACUGAUGUGGAUUUAUUGUUUAAUAAACCUGAUUGGAGGACAUGUUUGUCUUUAAAAAAAGGA
Oncorhynchus keta (chum salmon) is the source of this 4373-nucleotide messenger RNA. Its product is annotated as ras-related protein Rab-27B-like. The transcript is spliced from 6 exons. The record is from RefSeq and is a predicted model, not a curated record. Gene Ontology annotation, molecular function: GTPase activity; GTP binding. Bases 24 to 677 code for a protein of 217 amino acids. Gene Ontology annotation, cellular component: melanosome; secretory granule. Gene Ontology annotation, biological process: melanosome transport; positive regulation of exocytosis. NCBI's taxonomy places the organism in Eukaryota, Metazoa, Chordata, Actinopteri, Salmoniformes, Salmonidae.